GGCCAUGGGGGAGUGUAUAUAAAAGACACCAGGAGAGCGUAAGAGCCACUGAGCCGCAGACUCCUUGGGAACAGUCCACCUCACGCUGAGGUCUCCAGGUUCUGGGAACAACUCAAGGUUCAUAGGUCUGUUCUCUCUGCCAUGAACCUCAGACCCAGGGCCACCUCCGCUCCUGUCUUACAGGCGUUGCUGCAGCUGUCACUGCUCCUGACUGUGAUGGUUCCCUCCACCGUUGGAGAAAGAAAGAGAAAAUUAGAGGAACCUGAAGUUUCUAUCCGAGCUGAAAGUGUGGAAGGUGAGCGCCAUGCUGAACUUCGCUGCAUGUGUAUAACGACCACCUCUGGCAUUCAUCCCAGAAACUUCCAAAAUUUGAAGUUGUUCAAGGCAGGACCCCAUUGCUCCAAUGUCGAAGUGAUAGCCACGCUGAAGAAUGGGAAGGAAAUCUGCCUGGAUCCAAAUGCUCCCGUGAUCAAGAAGAUAGUCCAGAAGAUUUUAGAAGGUGUUUCUAUCCCAGCUGCAAGUUUGGGAAAUGAACACUAUGCUGAACUUCGCUGCACGUGUAUAACGACCACCUCUGGCAUUCAUCCCAGAAACUUCCAAAAUUUGAAGUUGUUCAAGGCAGGACCCCAUUGCUCCAAUGUCGAAGUGAUAGCCACGCUGAAGAAUGGGAAGGAAAUCUGCCUGGAUCCAAAUGCUCCCAUGAUCAAGAAGAUAGUCCAGAAGAUUUUAGAAGGUGAUGAGUCAGCUGCUUAAUCUGUUCACUUUCUGUCAAAUCUUUUUAUCUCCCAAGAGGCGUAGGGAUCUGUAGCCUUACCUUUCUGCAGUUUUUCUUUAUUCAGGAUACCUAUUCAUGCUGUAAUAAAUUUGAUGUUUUCCAUUCUGUCUUAAGAAGUCGCAUUUUAUUCUGAGAAGGCUGGUUAAUAAAUAGAUGACAGAGAGAAGAUAAAAGUAAACAAGCCUAGUUUCAAAAUAUAACAUAUAGUUUACUCCCUAACUCUUGGCUAAAUGUGGUACUGUGCUCAGCAGAUCUAUUCAGUGUUUUACAGGCAUGAAAUAAAUAAUUCUUACAAGAUAUAAACAACCUAAUUAAAAGCAUAUCCUCUAGAGAGAGAAUAACUGGGUAACUCAGCUUUACCACUUGCUAGCUGUUUAACGUUGGGCAAGUUGCCUAACUUCUCUGUUCCUAAUUUUCUUCAUCUCUAAAAUGGGAUAUAAUAUUUGCUUAUUUCAAAGAGUUGAUGUAAAAAUUAAAAGAGUAAAUAAAUUCAAAGAGUGAAAAUAAAGCAUGUCACACAAUAACCCA
Myotis brandtii (Brandt's bat) is the source of this 1303-nucleotide messenger RNA. Its product is annotated as platelet basic protein. Gene Ontology annotation, cellular component: extracellular region. NCBI's taxonomy places the organism in Eukaryota, Metazoa, Chordata, Mammalia, Chiroptera, Vespertilionidae. The record is from RefSeq and is a predicted model, not a curated record. The coding region runs from base 142 to 753 and encodes 203 amino acids. The transcript has 5 exons. Gene Ontology annotation, molecular function: CXCR chemokine receptor binding; chemokine activity. Gene Ontology annotation, biological process: chemokine-mediated signaling pathway; cellular response to lipopolysaccharide; antimicrobial humoral immune response mediated by antimicrobial peptide.